CGCACUGCCCGCCGGGGGGCGCUGUUCCCCGCUCUUCCCGGCGCGCCCGCGCGCACCGGUCCCGCCCCGCCCCGCGUCCCGCCCCCGACACAGCGCUCGCGGAGGGGAGCUGGGACCCUGACCUUGCUCGCGGGCAGCCCGCGCUCUGCCCGCCGCGCCAACCGGCUGCCUGACUCGCAGAAGUCAGGAGAAAGGGUAGAGCCGAGCCGCCCGAGGCGGGGUAGCCUCCUGGAGCAGGGCCGCGCCCAGUGCGGGACAAUGGGGCCGCGGCGGCUGCUGCUGAUGGUGGCCGCCGGCCUCAGUCUGUGCGGCCCGCUGUCCUCCGCCCGCACCCGGGCCCGCAGGCCAGAGUCAGAAGCAACAAAUGCCACCUUAGGUCUUCGGUCAUUUUUUCUCAGGAAUCCCGAUGAUAAAUAUGAACCGUUUUGGGAGGAUGAGGAGAAAAACAAAAGUGGGUUAACUGAAUACAGAUCAAUCUCCAUCAAUAAAAGCCAUCCUCUUCAAAAACCACUGCCUGCGUUCAUCUCAGAAGAUGCCUCCGGAUAUCUGACCAGCUCCUGGCUGACACUCUUUGUCCCUUCCGUGUACACGGGUGUGUUUGUGGUCAGCCUCCCACUAAACAUCAUGGCCAUCAUUGUGUUCAUCCUGAAAAUGAAGGUCAAGAAGCCAGCGGUGGUGUACAUGCUGCACCUGGCCACGGCAGACGUGCUCUUUGUGUCUGUGCUCCCCUUUAAGAUCAGCUAUUACUUUUCCGGCAGUGAUUGGAAGUUUGGGUCUGAAUUGUGUCGCUUCGUCACUGCAGCGUUUUACUGUAACAUGUACGCCUCCAUCAUGCUCAUGACAGUCAUAAGCAUUGACCGGUUUCUGGCUGUGGUGUAUCCCAUCCAGUCCCUCUCCUGGCGUACUCUGGGAAGGGCUUCCUUCACUUGUCUGGCCAUCUGGGCUUUGGCCAUUGCAGGGGUAGUGCCUCUGCUCCUCAAGGAGCAAACCAUCCAGGUGCCCGGGCUCAACAUCACCACUUGUCAUGAUGUGCUCAACGAAACUCUGCUUGAAGGCUACUUUGCCUACUACUUCUCAGCCUUCUCUGCCGUCUUCUUUUUUGUGCCGUUGCUCAUUUCCACAGUCUGUUAUGUGUCUAUCAUUCGAUGUCUUAGCUCCUCCACAAUUGCCAACCGCAGCAAGAAGUCCCGGGCUUUGUUCCUGUCAGCUGCCGUUUUCUGCGUCUUCAUCAUUUGCUUCGGACCCACAAACAUCCUCCUGAUUGCGCAUUACUCAUUCCUUUUUCACACUUCUACCACAGAGGCUGCCUACUUUGCCUACCUCCUCUGUGUCUGUGUCAGCAGCAUAAGCUGCUGCAUCGACCCCCUGAUUUACUAUUACGCUUCCUCUGAGUGCCAGAGGUACCUCUACAGUAUCUUAUGCUGCAGAGAAAGUUACGAUCCCAGCAGUUAUAAUAGCAGUGGGCAGUUGGUGGCAAGUAAAAUAGAUACCUGCUCUAGUAACCUGAAUAACAGCAUAUACAAAAAGCUGUUAACUUAGGAAAAGGGACUGCUGGGAGGUUAAAAAGAAACGUUUAUAAAAGUGGAUAACUUGAGUAUUCUAUUAGUCCCUGCCCAAACUGUAUUGACUUCACCCCCUAAAACAACAGAUGUACGACUUGCAUGCCUGCUUUUUAUGGGAGCCAUCCAGCAUCUGUUUUUGUUAAUUAUCAGAAAGAUAACAGGAUUAGAAGACCGUGUUAUUCCAAGGGUAUAUUGCCAAUGCUACAGUAAUAACUGAAUGUCACUUUUGGAUAUAGCUAGAUGACAUAUACAUAUUUAUACGUGUGUAUGUAUGUAGAUGUAUACGUACACAUAUAUUAUUACAGUGCAGUUUAGAAUAGGCAGUUUGAAACCCUCUUUUCUUCCCUCCCAGCAAUUAGAGAAAUAAUCUCUGAUUCUCUGAUUUUAAGUCUAGGUUGGUAGAGUUUAGCCCUGAACAUUUGAAGAUAUUUAUCAGCAGUGAGAGACUUCAUAGUUUGGGCUUGUACCACUUUUGCAAAUAAGUGUAUUUUGAAAUUGUUUGACAGCAAGGUUUAAGUUAUCGAGGGAUAAGACUUAGUAUUAUCUGUGUGUAGAAGUUCUAGUGUUUUCAGUUUUAAACAUAUCCAACUUUGAAUUCCUAAAAUUAUGGAAACAGAUGAAAACCCCCUGUUUUGAUAUGGGUAGUAUUUUUUACAUUUUAUACAUGGUAUACAUAAGCCAAACUGAGCCUAAGUCCUCUAGUGAAGGUACGCUGGCUUUCAGAGUAGCCUAUUCCUGAGAGCUGCAUGCGUCUGCCCCUGAUGGAGGACUCAGAGCAGCAGACACAUGCCUGGGCCAUGUCAGACACAGAUUGGCCAGAAACCCUCCCGCUGAGCCUCGCAGAAAGCAGUGAGACUGGGGCCACCACAUUUGCUCCUUCCCCAUGGGAUCGGCUGUGAACCGAUCAUGUUUAUGAGAAACUGGCAAAGCAGAAUGUGAUAUCCUAGGAGGUAAUGACCGUGAAAAACUUCUCUACCCAUCUUAAAAACAAUGAAAGAAGGCAUGGACUUCUGGAUGCCUGUCUACUGGGUGUAAACACGUUCAGUAGUUGUCUUGAAAGGUCAGUUCUGAUAUGGAAGUACCCAUUAUGUGCUCUGGGCACUCAGAUAGGUGCUGGGUGUACAGAGUGGAAUAAGACUGAGACCUGCCCUCAGAAGCAAAGUAGAUGACAGAUAGAGUGUGAUGUAUGUGUAAUAAAUGUUUCACACAA
Messenger RNA from Cebus imitator (Panamanian white-faced capuchin), 2772 nucleotides. RefSeq names its product coagulation factor II thrombin receptor (gene F2R). The transcript has 2 exons. Gene Ontology annotation, cellular component: membrane. Lineage: Eukaryota; Metazoa; Chordata; Mammalia; Primates; Cebidae. Gene Ontology annotation, molecular function: thrombin-activated receptor activity. Bases 259 to 1539 code for a protein of 426 amino acids. The record is from RefSeq and is a predicted model, not a curated record. Gene Ontology annotation, biological process: phospholipase C-activating G protein-coupled receptor signaling pathway; thrombin-activated receptor signaling pathway; blood coagulation.